AUGAUCGCGGACGCAAUUGCAUUUUCGCAGCCAGUGGAAAAAAUAUACGAUGUGCUACCCCCUCCAAGGCGUGAUUUAGACGAUGUACUCGCGAUCUUGUUCACCGGUCCUUGUCGUCCGAAUGAAGAUGACUUCAAACGCACUCCUUUACUAGUUCGUCCUUUUGCUGUUGUUGCUGCAUUGGAUUGGCUUCUACUUAAUCAUUCCGAUUACGGUGGUGUCUCCAUAUCGCAUGCUAAUCUUUCUGAGUAUCCGGAACAUGAGCCUCCAGUCACUGUCCUCCGUCGUGGAUCAGAUGGCUCAACGCCUGCUGAGUCGAUGUCGGUACACGAGGUUGACGAAGAAAGAGGAACUACGGAAGGUCCUUGUCCUUUUGUAGUUCACGGUCUAUCAGCCGCUGACGUUGCUACCAUGUCCUAUAAACCCCGGAUUGUCACCGCUCUGCAAUAUUUUCAUGGUGGAGGUGCUGUUCUAGGCUACGGACACAGUGCGAAGCCCGAAAGCAUCUACCACAAUAGCAGCUUGCUUCCAGGCAUGUUUCCAUGGUUAUUUCCAUACAACCUUGGAGGUCUCGAAAAUGUUUUGCUUAAGGCUCACAUUCAUCGCACUGCGCAUAUUCGGUCUUCCCUUUCAUUGUAUUCAAUCAGCAACAAAUUAGGAACUCCGCUCGAGGUGGUUAUCUACUGA
Laetiporus sulphureus 93-53 is the source of this 687-nucleotide messenger RNA. RefSeq lists its product as uncharacterized. The transcript has a single exon. The coding region runs from base 1 to 687 and encodes 228 amino acids. The record is from RefSeq and is a predicted model, not a curated record. Lineage: Eukaryota; Fungi; Basidiomycota; Agaricomycetes; Polyporales; Laetiporaceae.